This is a messenger RNA of Penicillium coprophilum, 1470 nucleotides long. RefSeq lists its product as uncharacterized. Bases 1 to 1470 code for a protein of 489 amino acids. Gene Ontology annotation, molecular function: S-adenosylmethionine-dependent methyltransferase activity. The record is from RefSeq and is a predicted model, not a curated record. The transcript has 2 exons. Lineage: Eukaryota; Fungi; Ascomycota; Eurotiomycetes; Eurotiales; Aspergillaceae.
AUGACGAUCACUGCAGAGGAACUUUUUGAUGAACUUGGCCAGAAGUAUGAGGAUAUCUACGUCGAUAAUCCUGGCCUCGAAGACAUAGUCCAACUUGCCUUAGCAGAGCUCAAGCCGAACAGUCAAGUUCUUGAUGUUGGUUGUGGCACUGGAAAGCCGGUAGCAAACCUCAUUGCCAGCGCUGGUCACGAUGUCCAUGGCAUCGAUGUCUCACAGCAAAUGAUCAACAUCGCCAAAAAGCAGAUCCCCGGUCGAUUUGAGAAAAAAGACAUGUUGACUUUUGAGCCGGAGACCAAGUUCUCUGCCAUCUUUGCUAUUUUCUCCUUGUUCCAACUCUCGCAUAGCGAAACCUAUGCCAUGAUGUUCAAGUUUUCCGACUGGCUGAGAACAGGUGGUCUUCUUGUUCUGGGAACUAUACCCAGCACAAGCCUCGUUAAAGACCAGAGUCUUUAUGAUCCUACAGGGCAGGUCGUUCGACAUGCGGAGAUUCUGUUCAUGGAACGGAAGUACUUUGGAACUUUGUACUCCCAGAAGGGAUGGCAGAAUCUGUUCCAAAAAGCUGGCUUUGAGAUACAAGUCGAGAAGUUCUACUCCUUUACUGAUCACCAGCCGUAUAAGAAUGAGAUUCAGGAACACUACCUUAUCAUCGCAAAGAAAACUGUGGAUCAUGCACUUAUGGGGCCUUACCCUCUUCCGACCUCGUAUCGCGGGCCACAUCCGCUCAGUGAAGGUGCCUGGGCUCCUUUUGCGAACAGACUAGUUCGAGAUGAAUUCGAUGCCGUACUGGACCUGUUGAAAGAUAAUCAGAAUAUUCUCGAUGUUGGCAGCGGCUACGGAAAGCUUCCUAUCGCCAUCGCUGAACGAGGAGGCAACGCCUUUUCAGUUGAACCAAAUGCUGAACGAAACUCUCUCCAAGUGAAAAAUGCACACGGCGUUGAAAUUCGUGCUGGAUCAGCUGAGAACAUUCCAUUCCCAGAUGCAAAAUUCGAUGCCGUCGUCGCCAUGUGGGUACUGCAUUAUGUGGAUGAUUUGGAAAAGUCACUUCGAGAGAUGGUACGAGUCGCGGAUCGUUCCAACCCCAAUGCUCGAAUCAUCAUCGUACAGGGAGCACCGGAUAAUCAGCUCGUGAACCUGUUGAAUGACGUUUGUGGUCCCCUCAGUGCUGAAAACACUCGCGUUGAUCACCAGGGGUAUCUUCUACAUGUUGCCGCCAAGGUCUUUGCUGAACAUGGGUUUGGCAAAAUCGAAACUUCCCGUGUUAAUGCUUUCUGCGCCUUUCCUGAGGAAGAUCUGGCGGAGAGAUGCCAAAAGGCAGCCGAGGUACUUGCCGGCUUCUGGUUCAAGGAAGACCCGAAUUAUGAGCAAAUGGAGAAAGCGCUGAUUCCCCAUCUUGAGCUACAUUUCAGAGACCGUGAACACGCUGUUGGAGAUGAGGUUGCGAUUCUAGUGGCAAAGCCCCUUCCAAACUGA